CUGGGGAAGGAGAAGCGGAUCCUACAGGAGCUGGGAGAGACUGUACAAUCUACCUCAGUCUGUCUGUGGGAGAUGAAAAGGGACAAAUAACGCUGAGGAACUUUUAUCCCACUCGCUCCGGUGCAGCUGCUUGUUCUGUCGGGAGAGCGCGGACGCAACUUGGAUCGCACGUGCAUGUUUUUACAAAAACCUCCUGCAGUAAAACAGUAGAGAAACUACAUCUCUUAAAAAAAACAACACGGAGACCACCGGAGUGCUGCGGAGCCACGACCCCGUCUGUCAGCGUCCCGGAGCCCCCCCACCUGAAAUCUGUGCACCCGCUCGGGAAGCGAAGGAGCCGCUCGACGGAUACAAGCACCAGAGGGGGAGAUGUUCGCGACUCGCUGGAGGACUUUUUAAAAAAUCCAAACACACGCUAACGCCACGCACGCUUUAAAAAAAAAAACUGAAUUAAGUUAGCGCUCGGCUUCUUUUUUUAUUUACAUUAAUUCACCUCCCCCCCCAGCGCGGGUGCAACUUCUCUCCAUUUUUAUACACGUGUGCAUUGUUACGUGAUUUUUUUAAUUUAACACGGUUGGAAAAAAAAGCUGUGCAAACUUCUCUCUCUCUCUUUCUCGUGGCCUGGACGGGAGUGGUGGAGCCAGGCUAGGCGGCUAGCAGCUAGCUAGGUGGCUAGCUCCGCGGCUAGCACUGACGUUAGCCUGCGCGCGGCUUUGUUUAUUUUGUUGCUCUUCUUUUCGCCCCCCCACUCGGACAAACUCAACCGGGACAACCUGACAUUGAAACACAUCAAACAGAGGAGCCGUGCGUUUGCAUGUGGGUGUGUGCGUGCGUGCUGCUGCGUGUCCACGGUGCCCCCCCCACACUCCUCCCUCCUCCUCCACAUGAGGUGGCUAGCUUUAGCAGCGGUAGCCGGAGCGCUAGCUUGCGUCUGACCCGAACACGUUGGAGUCGAUCCUCCGCCCAUCUUCCGGGAUGUCUUUUAUUUAUUUUUGUUUACCUGUUGGCCCACGCCACCAAACAAAACCAGUCUCCUGAAGGUGUCUCUCCUCCAUUUUGAGCUGUCCUCCUCUUCCAAAGGGGGCCACCGAGCUGUUUUGACCCGGGACAGGAGCUGAAUGGUGUCUCAUACCGAGUCAGUGAUGUGUCCCCGGACUUUGUGUUUUGUUUUGACCGCUGUCUGCUUCGUGGUGAGCUGUCAUCGAGCGACUGGAGAGAUUUGUGUAAGCAAGGACAUCCGCAACAAUGUGACCAACAUGCAGACGCUGGAGAACUGCACUGUGAUCGAAGGCCACCUGAAGAUCCUGCUCAUGUUCAAGACCAAGCCAGAGGAUUUCCACGGCCUCAGUUUUCCAAAGCUCAGAGUGAUCACAGACUAUCUGUUGCUCUUCAGGGUUUACGGCCUGGAGAGUUUCAGUGAUCUCUUCCCCAACCUGACAGUCAUCAGAGGCAACAACUUGUUCUUCAACUACGCCCUAGUGUUGUUCGAAAUGCUGCAGCUGCGAGAGAUUGGCCUCCACAGCUUGAUGAACAUCACCCGAGGUGCCGUGAGAAUCGAGAAGAACCCAGACCUCUGCUACCUCUCCACUCUGGACUGGUCCAAGAUCCUGGACACGGUGGAGGACAACUACAUCAUGGCCAACAAGAACGACAGAGAGUGUGGAGACGUGUGCCCAGGGGCGGCCCUCGGGAAGACCACCUGCCAGACGACAACAAUCAAUGGACACUUCAGUGAACGCUGCUGGACGCAGAACCAAUGUCAAAAAAUGUGUCCUGUUCAGUGCAAACACCGGGCCUGCACUGAGGACUACCAGUGCUGCCACGACCAGUGCCUGGGCGGCUGCCGCGAGCCCAACUCAGCCAGUCACUGUGUGGCCUGCCGCGGCCUCCAGCUCGAGGGUGACUGUGUGGAACGCUGCCCCGCCGAAACCCAUCUCACCUUCAAGGGCUGGCGCUGUGUCACAUUCGCCUUCUGCCAGGAUCUCCACAACAAAUGCAAGCGGGAAAAGGAGCGCAAAAAGAACCCCGACUGCUACGAGUAUGUCAUCCACAACGGGGCCUGCGUCGCCGACUGUCCCUCCGGCUACACCACCGUCAACUCCUCCUCAUUGUUGGUUGAUUACCAAUCGGUGGCGUCUUCAUUGCCGCAUACAAGCUAUAGCCUCAACUGUAUGCCCUGUGCAGGGCUCUGUCCUAAGGUGUGCAUGGGCCUGAAAACUGUGGACUCUGUCACUGCUGCCCAGGCUCUGAAAGGCUGCACUGUUCUCAAUGGAAGCAUGGUCAUUAACCUGCGCGGAGGAAACAACAUAGCAGCUGAACUGGAAGCCAGUCUGGGGCAGCUGGAGGAGAUCACUGGCUACCUGACAGUGCGACGUUCCUACGCCCUUGUGUCACUCUCGUUUUUCCGCAAACUGCGUGUUAUUCGUGGAGAGGAACAGGAAAGCGGGAAUUACUCCUUUUAUGCACUGGACAAUCAGAACCUGCGGCAGCUCUGGGAUUGGUCCAAACACAAGCUCACCAUCCUGAAGGGGCGCAUGUUUUUCCUCUACAACUCCAAACUCUGCAUGUCUGAGAUCCGCAGUAUGGGAGAGGUCACAGGAACCAAAAGUCGGCAGCAGAAAAUGGACGUCGCCACCAAGACCAAUGGAGACCAGGCCUCAUGUGAGAACCACCUGUUGAAGUUUACCCAGGUCCGAACCAUGAGCGAUAAAAUAAUGGUGAAGUGGGAAGCCUUCUGGCCUCCGGACUACAGAGACCUGCUGGGAUUCAUGGUGCUGUACAAAGAAGCACCAUUCCAGAACGUAACCGAGUUUGAUGGGCAGGAUGCCUGCGGCUCCAACAGCUGGGUGAUUGCUGACGUGGAUCCUCCAGAUCGAGCUGCAGAGGGGGAAAAAGAGCAGUUUGAACCAGGUCAUCUCAUCCUGCCACUGAAGCCCUGGACACAGUACGCCAUCAUGGUGAAAACUCAACUCUCAGCCUCCGAUGAGCACCAGGUUAACGGAGCCAAGAGCGAGAUAAUGUACAUCCGCACCAAUGCCACCAAACCCUCUGUCCCGCUGGACGCCAUUUCCUCAUCCAACUCCUCGUCUCAGAUCAUCCUCAAGUGGAAACCUCCCAAUGACCCCAACGGCAACAUCACUCACUACCUGGUCUUCUGCCAGCGUCAACCUGAAGCCAGCGAGCUCUACAAGUUUGACUACUGUCAAAAGGGGAUGAAGUUGCCAUCGCGGGUGCCCACGCAGGUGGACAGUGACGAGGAGCACAAGUGGAACCAGACGGAGGAGCAGGGCCCGGGGACACGAUGCUGCGCCUGCCCCAAAACAGACAAGGAGCUCAAGAAAGAGAAAGAGGACUCAGAGUACCGCAAAACCUUUGAGAACUACCUGCAUAAUGAAGUCUUUGAGAUCAAACGCUCGAGACAGCGGCGCGCUGUGAUGGGAAUCGCCAACCACACGAACCUCUUCCUCACCACCGCCCCCAGCCCGCCAGAGGGCACACGCACCCCCAACGGCGAGGACGAGGAAAACUUCGUAAGCAUCAAGACGGUGGUCACCGUCCACGCCAAAGAGUCCACUGUCAUCUCCAACCUGCGGCACUUCACCAGCUACCAGAUUGAGAUCCACGCCUGCAACGACCCAAAAGACCCGGCCCGCUGCAGCAUGGCAGCGUACGUCAGCGCCCGCACGAUGCCCGAAGACAAGGCCGAUGACGUCGUGGGUCCCAUCAGCUACGAGGUGACGGAGAACUCGGUACACAUCACUUGGCUGGAACCUAAAGCUCCUAAUGGAAUGAUCAUCCUGUACGAGGUCAACUACAAGAGGCUGGGAGACACUGAGGAGCUGCAUUACUGCGUGUCGAGGAACAUGUACAAAGUGACCCAAGGUUGCAAGCUGAAAGUGAUGCAUCCUGGGAACUACACGGUUAGGAUUCGAGCCACGUCCCUGGCCGGGAACGGAUCCUGGACCGAGCCCACAUAUUUCUACGUCCAGGACGCAAGCGACCCUCUCUACAUCGUAAAGAUCGUCAUUGGACCGGUCAUCUGUUUCAUCCUGUUGCUGUUUGUGACCGUGACAGGAUUUUUCUUGUUCAAGAAGAAUCAAACUCAAGGGCCAAGUGGUCCCAUCUACGCUUCUUCUAACCCAGAAUACCUCAGUGCUAAUGAUGUGUACGAGGAGGACGAGUGGGAGGUGGGCCGAGACAAGAUCGCCAUUUUGAGGGAACUGGGUCAGGGCACAUUUGGCAUGGUCUACGAGGGCAACGCCAAGGACAUCAUAAAGGGCGAGUCACAAACACUCGUAGCCGUGAAGACGGUGAACGAGUCCGCGAGCCUCAGGGAGCGGAUCGAGUUCCUGAACGAAGCCUCGGUCAUGAAGGCCUUCACUUGCCACCAUGUGGUGCGUCUGCUGGGUGUCGUGUCUAAGGGCCAGCCCACGCUGGUGGUGAUGGAGCUGAUGACCCACGGAGACCUGAAGAGCUACCUGCGCUCUCUGCGGCCUGAUGCUGAAAACAAUCCAGGGAGUCCCCCCCCAACUCUGAAGGAGAUGAUCCAAAUGGCCGCUGAGAUCGCAGACGGCAUGGCUUACCUGAACGCCAAGAAAUUUGUCCACAGGGACCUGGCUGCCAGGAACUGCAUGGUGGCUACCGACUUCACCGUCAAAAUAGGAGACUUUGGUAUGACAAGAGACAUCUAUGAGACGGACUACUACCGCAAAGGAGGGAAGGGUCUCCUGCCCGUCAGGUGGAUGGCACCGGAGUCUCUGAAGGACGGAGUCUUCACUGCAAAUUCAGACUGCUGGUCAUUCGGGGUCGUGCUGUGGGAGAUCAGCACGCUGGCCGAGCAGCCGUACCAGGGCCUGUCCAACGAGCAGGUCCUCAAGUUUGUCAUGGACGGAGGCUACCUGGACCGACCGGACAACUGCGCUGACAGACUACACAACCUGAUGCAGAUGUGUUGGCAGUACAACCCCAAGAUGCGCCCGGCCUUCCAGGAGAUCAUUGAGAUGCUGCGGGAGGACCUGCAUCCUUCCUUCCAGGAGCUCUCCUUCUUCUACAGUGAGGAGAACAAGCCGCCCGAGAGCGAGGACUUUGACCUGGACAUGGAAAACAUGGAGAGCAUCCCGCUGGACCCGUCGUCCUACUCCCAGAGGGAGCAGUGCUCGGACAGGGACGAGGCCUCUUCCAUGGGCCUGAGGGGCAGUUACGAGGAGCACCACAUCCCCUUCACACACAUGAACGGGGGAAAGACCAACGGACGAAUACUGGGCCUGCCGCGGUCCAGCCCCUCCUAACAUACUACACACAUCCCGCGCAAAAACACAUCAACGCUAUAGAUUUAAAUAUAUUUUUGUCUUUUGUUGCCAUUUUAUAUAGAUCUCACUUUUAUCACACUCUCCUCAGACGCCGCUCAGUGCAAAUCUCAGGACCUUAUUUUUCUCCUCAGAUGCCACAAACACACACUACAGCAAGUUCUCACACGGACGGCAGAAGACACUUUUUUGUAUUUAAGGAUGAAUCUCCAAUGUCUUUCUUGUUAAUGAUUUUGGUUAAUAUAUUGUAUGUAUAUAUAUAUAUAUAUAUAUAUACACACAUAUAUAUAUUGCCAAGUUUGUGCUCGACUGGGCGGAUAAUGGAUUCAACUGUGAAACAAACUCUUGACAAACAAGAAGGCUGCUAAACCCACUGUCCCUCCCCGAGUCCAGACUGUGCCCCCCCCCCCCCCCCCCCAGCCCCCCAGAUUCAACACGAGGGUUCAAUCCCAGAUCGCUAAGUCUUGAAAAAAAGUGCCCUUCUAUUUUGUCUGUGGCCUACAUCAGUUGUCAUGGAACUGUUUGUGAAUCUUUGUACACAAGUGGACGACGAACUGAAAAAUGAAAAGGCUUGGGGAACUUUUGUGUCGGAUUGGUCCAAGACUGGUCCUCGAACAAACUCUGAUCCACUGGAGAAGCUGGUUGAAGUGGCUUACCUCCUCACACUCUGCAGUAUUCCAAAAUGGCUCCCAGGAUAAACACAGGACUUUUUGUCUGGUUCUUUUUUUUUAUUUAUUUACCUGUCUUUACUUUUCUCCCUUUUUUUGAGUUUUCACAUUUACAGCUGAAGGAUAUUUAAACCGUUUUCAAAAACAUGUUGGCGAACGAGUUCCUCAGAUUGACCAAUAGCUGCUUCUUUGGUAUAUUUUAAGUGGGUAUAGAAGAUGAAAUAUAUAUAUAUAAAUAUAUUAUUGUUGUUUUUGUACAUAGCCGAUAUGUUGUCAUUCUUGAGGUAUUUCCGGUCCUAGAAAAUGUUUUUACAUGUUAGUCUCUUAUGUUUAUUUUUUUCUAAUCCAGAAAAAUCAUACUAAUUAGCUUUAUUUUUGUUUUUCGGACUCAUGAUCAACCAACAGCACUUGGUCUUUUCUCGCUAUGCGAUGCCCGGGAGAAGAAGCGUUCUGGCGUAUUCGGCUUCAGAUGUCUGCCCAUCAUAUCAAGAUCAAAUAAAAUAGUGCUGUAAAUAUUGCAGCAAGGUGCAUUCGUGAAGAGGCUCUGCCAGCGCGUCAGUGUUUCCACGUGUAUUCAGUCGGGGUUCAUAAGAAUUUUUUGGACGAUGACGUAACUGUUGCUUUUUUCUCCCUGUGCACCAACACAAUGCAUUUGAAAAGAAGCCAUUCAGAUGUGACUGUAAACGUGUAAACUUUGAGCUUUAAUUCAAGGGUUUUAACAAAAAAUAAAAAAUAUAUGAACUUUUCA
Platichthys flesus (European flounder) is the source of this 6722-nucleotide messenger RNA. It is a transcript of the gene insra, whose product is annotated as insulin receptor a. The coding region runs from base 1119 to 5288 and encodes 1389 amino acids. Gene Ontology annotation, molecular function: insulin receptor activity; insulin receptor substrate binding; ATP binding. Gene Ontology annotation, biological process: positive regulation of MAPK cascade; cell surface receptor protein tyrosine kinase signaling pathway; positive regulation of phosphatidylinositol 3-kinase/protein kinase B signal transduction. The transcript has 22 exons. Gene Ontology annotation, cellular component: insulin receptor complex; membrane; axon. Lineage: Eukaryota; Metazoa; Chordata; Actinopteri; Pleuronectiformes; Pleuronectidae. The record is from RefSeq and is a predicted model, not a curated record.